Alnus glutinosa is the source of this 3555-nucleotide messenger RNA. RefSeq lists its product as uncharacterized. Gene Ontology annotation, molecular function: nucleic acid binding; RNA-DNA hybrid ribonuclease activity. Lineage: Eukaryota; Viridiplantae; Streptophyta; Magnoliopsida; Fagales; Betulaceae. Bases 1 to 3555 code for a protein of 1184 amino acids. The record is from RefSeq and is a predicted model, not a curated record. The transcript has 3 exons.
AUGCUUAAAGUGUUAAAGCCGAAGAUUUUAAUUAUUGCGGAGCCUUUUCGUCAGGAUUGUAAACUUGCACGUUGGCAAGGUAUGUUGAAUUUUGAUGCAUCUUAUGCUAAUGGUGAUUCAGGCGGUAAAUUGUGGAUAUUUUGGAAAGAGGAGGUUCAAGUGAAUAUUCUUCAGGAGUCAAAUCAGCAGGUUACUUUUAUAAUUAAUUCUUCAUUACUCAUUUCUGCUGUCUAUGCCAAAUGUAAUUACAUGGAGAGAAGGCAGCUCUGGGAUUGUCUUCUGUCUUUUGGAGUUUUGCAGAUGCCUUGGAUCCUCAUAGGCGAUUUUAAUACUAUCCGUCAUGAUGGGGAGCGAAGAGGAGGAUGUCCGCGUCUGCCAAGGGCAAUGGAAGAAUUUUCCUCUUUUAUUCAAAAUGGUGGGCUGAUUGACGUGCCUUUUUCUGGAAACAAACUGUCUUGGUGUAAUGGGCGUGGAGGUUUGUCUCGUAGUUGGGCUCGUUUGGAUAGGGCUUUGUGUAAUACAAGGCUUUUGGAUAGAUGGUCGACGGUUUCUUUGAAUUAUUUACCUCGUAAAUCGUCAGAUCAUGCGCCUAUAUCGCUUCGGUUGGAGAGCCCGAAUAAAAGGUAUGGUCCUAGCAUUUUUAGAUUCCAACAGAUGUGGACGUUGCAUGAAGGUUUUGGGGAGUUUGUUCAUAAUCUAUGGAAGGAGGAAGUGGAGGGAGCUGCUUUGCAGACUAGGAAGAGGAAUAUUAUUAACUCGAUGAAACUCCCUGAUGGUAGAAUGCUAUCUAUGCCGAAAGAGAUUCAUAAUGAAGCGGUAGUUCACUUUGCUGAGUUUUUGAGUCGCAGGGUUUCGGAGUCGGUGCUUAGUUUAUCAGAUAUAAUCCAAGAAGAGGUGAGGGAAGCGGAAAAUUUGAAUUUAUGUCGGAGCCCAACAAAGCAAGAAAUUCAAGAUGCUUUGUUUGAUAUCCCGAUUACUAGCAGCCCGGGCCCAGAUGGUUUUACUUCUGGUUUUUUUCAACAUUGUUGGGAUUUUGUUCAGACAGACUUGGUAGAGGCAGUCAAGGACUUUUUUGCAGGUACUGCUUUUCCGAGGUAUUACACCGCUUCCUUUAUUGUUUUAAUUCCGAAAGUGCCGGACCCAAGUUCCUUUGAUAAAUUUAGGCCUAUUAGCCUAUGCUCGGUUGUGUAUAAAAUAUGUUCUAAGCUGAUUGUGAAUCGAUUAUCUGCUGUUUUGUGUCGCUUGGUUUCUGAAGAGCAAGGAGCCUUUCUGCCUGGCAAAAGUAUUUUUGAGAACAUAAGCCUUACUCAGGAACUGGCUGGUAGGGGUCUUCGCCAGGGGGACCCUUUAUCCCCUUAUUUAUUUAUUUUGGUGGAGGAGGUGUUUUCUAGAUUAUUGCGGAAGAAAGUUCAGGAUGGGACUAUUGGACACUAUUUACAGCCUAGAAAAGGCCCUUUAAUAUCCCAUCUGCUUUAUGCGGACGAUAUGGUCAUCUUUUCGACUGGUAGAAAGAAAGAUGUGAGGAGCAUCUUAGAAGUUCUUGAUAUCUAUGCCCAGUGGUCUGGUCAAGUAGUCAACGCCUCGAAAUCUUCUAUUUUUUUUUCUAACCGUAUUCCAGAUGCUAGGCGUCAUGAGCUGAUUCGGAUUUCUGGUUUUUCGUUGGGGAUUUUCCCGACGCGUUAUUUGGGGGUUCCUAUUUUCCCUGGUAAGGUUAAAGCUUGGUAUUUUGAUGAUUUGUUAGUUAAAAUUUCUAAAAAGAUUGAGGGUUGGAAGAUGAGAUACCUUUCUGCUGGUGCCAGAUUACUUCUGAUUAAGCACGUUCUUUCAAGUUUGCCGGUGCAUUUAUUAUCAGUCUUACCUGUUCCCAAGCAAAUUUUUGGGAAGAUCAACCGUCUUUUUAGCACGUUUUUCUGGGGUGCGUCUGAUGGAAAGCCAAAGAGGAAAUGGGUGAGUUGGGAUUCGGUUUGUAGGCCCGUGGAUGAAGGCGGUGUGGGGAUCAGAAAUAUUAUGGAUGUUUACAGCUCUCUUCAAUCCAAAUUUGCCUGGAAAUUCCUCUCGGAGGAUUCCUUAUGGUCUCGUUUCUUUAAAGCAAAAUACGUGAAAAACCACCAUAUUUCCCUUGUGGAUUCCUCUAAAGGCUCUAGAUUUUGGAAAAUGCUUAUUAAUUCCGUUCCCCUGGUUAUUGACAAGUCCGUUUGGCGUGUCAAGGAUGGGAACCUAUCAUUUUGGCGGGACAAGUGGAUGGAUUCGGGUCCUUUAUGUCAGAAGAUUCAGAUAUCUGAUUUGCCGUUAUUGAAAAUAAAAGAUUGCAUGGUUGAACAUAGUUGGGAUGUGGACUUGGUUGUUCAGCUAGUGGGUCAAGAGGUUGCUGAUGAUAUUUUUUCUCAGGUUGAUGGAACUAAACCAGGAAUGGAUCGGUUAAUUUGGCUUGGCAAUAGGGAUGGGAGAUUUUCAACAAAAAGUGUUUGGGACUGGCUUCGUGUUUCGGUUUCAAAGCACCAAUGGACGAACUGGAUCUGGCACUCUGCUCUACCAAAAAAAAUUUCAGUUAUUAUGUGGAAGGCAAUGACUAAUAGCUUGAGUGUGGACGACCGGAUAAGGCGUAUUGGUGUCUCUAUAGCCUCAAAAUGUGAAUGUUGUCCACAGGGUGCCGUUGAGGACUUGGAUCAUGUGCUUUAUAGUGGCAAGAUUGCGGCUAACCUUUGGAAAAUGUGCUCUAGCUUCCUGGGUAUACCUUAUGUGGCUACUAGGUCUUGGUUAAGUACUGUUGAAGCUUGGUUUCGUAGAUCCAAAAAAUCUACAAAGGUUGGUAAUUUGAUUGGGUUGAUUCCUUGUAUCAUUACUUGGAAUUUAUGGAUAUGGAGAUGUUCGGCCCGUAUGGAGGGACAAAAAGAUUGCUUUAAUGUUUUGUGGCGGAAGGUUAAAUACUGGAUUCAUUGGGUUGGUUUGAGGCUCAGGGAUACAGGUAAUCUGCAUCAUCGUGAUCAAGCAAUUCUUAAAGAAUUAAAUCUGCCCACUGUUUCUCCUGCGAAAAGUAAAUUCACUGCCGUUGCUUGGGCGAAGCCAGAGCUGGGUUGGUUCAAAUUAAAUACGGAUGGCAGUAGUUUGGAGAAUCCGGGGAUAUCAGGUGCAGGGGGUCUGAUUAGAAACCAUAAAGGUAAUUUAGUCUUUGCUUUUUCGGAAUAUAUUGGUAUUGGUACUAAUAAUAAAGCAGAAUUAUUGGGGGUCCUUAUUGGUUUGCGAAAAUGUAAGGCGAUGGGUUUACAUAAUAUUGUUGUUGAACUGGACUCAUCUUUGCUUGUGAAUUGGCUCGAGAAAGGUAGUUGUCGGGUUUGGUAUUUGGAGGAUUUUUGGGAGGAAAUAGUUAUUCUUCUCAGUGGCCUGAAUUCUCGGUUUAACCAUGUGCUUAGAGAGGGUAACCAAGCUGCGGACUGGCUCAGUAAACGUGGUAGUGCAGGGAUUACGCAAGAUUAUACUUCGAAUAAUAUUCCCAAGGAGCUCAAAGGUAUUUUACGGGUCGAUAAAUGUGGUCUACCUUGCUUAAGAAUAAAGUGA